Molecule: messenger RNA, 3360 nt
Organism: Priapulus caudatus
Lineage: Eukaryota; Metazoa; Priapulida; Priapulimorpha; Priapulimorphida; Priapulidae
Exons: 8
Coding region: 38-2455 (805 amino acids)
Source: RefSeq, a predicted model, not a curated record
UCCGUGUACGUGUACGUGUACCUCUGCGUGUACUAGCAUGGCAACGUUAGAAAUGAGAAGUGAUAUUUGUACCUGGCUUGAAAGAGAGCUGGUUGUUGAUGAACAAGGUUUUCUAAUUGCACAAGAUGUUUUCACGAGCUUUAUGAAGUCUUGCUCUAACGCAACCGUAUCAAAGGACCUUUUUGGAAAACAUCUCAAAUUAAUAUUUCCUGGCAUUAGUUUUUCUACAAAAAGAAAAGACAAAAGUCAUGUAAGAAUAUAUCGUGGCAUCUCAUACCGGCACCAGCAACCAGAAGACACGAUUAGCCUGCAUGACAUUGCAUUGCGAAUAAAACCUUGGUGGCAUGUAGUCGCGAAUAAUGACAGCAGCAUCAAAAUCAUGUCUUUUGUUGGUAUUAUCAACCAGCAGAGAGUUGUUAAAGAAUUAGAAGUGUAUGGAAAUGGUCACUGGAAUUUAAGUUUUGGAGUGGUUCGUGUGCUGACCAGUGAUUCGAGUGAACAAUCGAGCCUGCUGUCACCUGGGGAUGGCAUGUUUCGUGUUCGGGAUGUGGACAACCUACUCCGCAUGGUCGAUAAUGCAGAAAUGUGCAAAGGAUUGCCAUUGGGAGAGUCAACUUCAGGCCGACAGCCAGUUGAGCGUUUCCAGACAGCCAAAGGAGAACCAGAAGAGAUUCGCCAGCGUGCUCGCACUUGCUCUUGGCUAAAACCGGCACUUGCACACGGCACAAGCUGCCGGGCAUGCAAUAGACAUCUGCGUUAUGUCCGGAAGGCUGCAUCGCUGAAGGCACUUCACACUUCACAUGAUGCCAGUACUGCACACACAGAUGCUGAGUGGAGCCUCACAGAUGAGAACGACGCUGAUGUUGCAGCCAUUGUGGCGAAAUAUCUGCCACAGAUAAACAGCGACAGUUUGCUGCGGGAUCAACUACUUAACCAAGAGCAGAUCCGUGGUAGAGCCCCCAGAGGCAGAAGGUGGAAUCCUGAGGUUGUGAAGGCAUGUCUGACGCUGUGGGCCAGCAAUCCUCGCACCUACAAGAAGCUGUCGUCACUUGGCAUAUUAGUUACACUGCCAAGUGGACGCCUACUUCGAUAUUAUAAAAACUCAGUUCACCAGAAGCCUGGACUCAACAACGAUAUGCUUCACUGGAUGUAUGAGGAAGCAAAGUCCAAGCAAGUGCCACCGCAUGGCAUGACUGGAGGCAUAGUCUUCGACGAGAUGUCGAUUCAGUCUGACCUUCAGAUCAUAUACUCUGAAGGUAAAGUGAAGAUCGUCGGACUGGUCGACAUGGGAGCUGAAUGCUCUGCUAUGCGAGUACUGAAAGAAGGUAAGGCAUCAGCGCAACUCGCCACACAUGUCUUGCUGUUCAUGUUCCAAGGGGACAGUGGCUUUCGCUUCCCAUUUAUGCACGUGCCGACGGCAGAAGCAACAGCACCAGAUAUAUACGUCCUUUUCUGGAAGGCUGUGUGUGGACUGAUUGACUGGGGAUUCAGUGUAAACUACGCUUGCUUCAAUGGUGCUGUCCAUAACAGGUCGUUUCUGAAAAUUCACUUCAAUGGCUCCGAUUCGGCAGCAGUGUCAGCUUCCUUCGCCACACACAAUGCCUGCUCGCCAGAUCUGCCACUCGUCAUGAUGAUGGAUCCGAAGCACCUCUUCAAGAAAAUCAGAAAUAAUAUUAUCAAAAGUGGGUUUGGAAUAAAUAGCACCAGACUACUGUCGCAUCAGGCAGGCUUUAUUACCUGGGAAAUGUGGGUGAAAGCCUAUCAGUGGGACCGGGCAGCGAACCCAAGCGAGGUCUCAAGGAUACACCAUGUCCUGAGUGAUGAGCACAUCUGGCCAAACAAUGGGCAGAAGAUGCAAAAUAAACUGGCAGAAGAUGUCCUCAACAAGGAAAUGCUUCAUCUGUUCAAAGCUUACCAGAAAGCUGAAGGUCGAAAUGGAGAUUCGCUCAACGGUGCGAUACAGCUGCUGGAGGCAACCAGUGUUCUGAUUGCAAACUUUACCGACACACGUCCUAUAACAUCAGUAGAAGAUGAUCGGCUCCAUUGCAAUGCGAGAGCACUGCAAUGGUUCACAUCAUGGGAGGACGGCGUGAUGAGCGAUCUACAGGACACUGCCAUCGUGAAGCGAAAAAAGUUGAUGUCACAGGAGACACGCUUCGACAUGAAGUCAGCCAUUCUGGGCUUUGGAAGUCUUGUUCGCCAGAAACAGAAAACCCAUCCUGGCACAAGCAUAAAUGCUGCUCGAGUCAACAGCGACUCAGUCGAAAACAUCUUCUGCCAGCAGAGAGCCAUUUCGCAUGGGGCCAAUGACAACCCCAACUACAAGCAGUUUAUGUAUGGUAUGAACACCAUCAUAUUAACCGCAGACACUGUUAACAGCAGCCGUUGCAACACUGGAGUAGCAGCAGAGCCUUUCUCAUUUCGAGUGCAGAAACCCAUCAAUCCGAAGAAAUAGAAGAGUGAUGCUUAGUGGAACACAAGUAUUAUUCUCCAGGUACGAAUACUUGUUAUGGUUAUGGUUACACAACAAUUGAUCUAUUGUUUACUGUUGCAUUUUAAAGCAUUUUGGGCAUGUCCACGGCUCGUCACUUGCAGAAACUUCAGACCAAUUUUCAUCGUCGAGUAAGCCAGCAUAUGCUCUGUGUAGCCAACCUCCACAUACGUCACAACCAACACAGGGGGAGUCCCCCACAUCCUUGCUGCAUGUUGGGCAGAUGUAAGCUGGUUCUUGUACGAUCUUUCUUUCUGGCCUGGAGCGCUUUCCUUUUCCUUUCCCUUUUCCAGCAGCUGGCCUUUUUGUUGUAGAUUGUUGAGGUUCUAUUGUUAGGGUGAUUGUAGGGUGUUGAAGGCCGGAGGGACCAGGCUGUUGCUCACCACAAAUCGCUGGCAGGACAUCUGCAGUCGAGCUGAUGGGUGAAGAUGCUCCAAACGCAUUCGGUUUUGACAUGCUGUCUACUGCAAGUAUUAUGCAUUAUUGCAUGAUUAUAUACAUAAAAUAUAUAUGUGUCAGUGUGCAGUGGCAGCAGUAAUGGCGGCAGUGUGUGUUUACAGAUGAGCAUUUGGACGGCAUUUACAUGAAAUUGUCGGCAAUAAUAGGUGCAAGAGAGUAUAGAAUUAGAAAUAUUAAGAGUCAGACUUUGGUAGUAAAUAGAUUUCGUAUUUAUUUAGCAUGAUAUUUUAUUGAAACGCUCCAAGUGCCUGUGCUCACCCAUACUACGGUGACUGCUGUUUUGAAUAACCUACCUUAUAAAAAGCGUCAUCCGGAGAUGUUGUAUUUGAUAUGUGAUUGCCGAUUAUUUGUUUCUUUUAUAGUAUUUUGUCUUCGAUCGUGCCAGCACUACUCACUGACGACAAAUUUCU